Messenger RNA from Porites evermanni, 749 nucleotides. The record is from the annotation of a GenBank genome assembly. NCBI's taxonomy places the organism in Eukaryota, Metazoa, Cnidaria, Anthozoa, Scleractinia, Poritidae.
AUGAUUGCUUUGCUGUACUUCUGUAGUCUUUUCCUGUUGCUUUCUUGGAAACAAGUGUCAACCUGUUCACAAGUGCAGGGUAAGUGUCGAUUAAGUUAAGUAGCUGAGGAAUAUAAAGCAACAUGAUUACCAUUGGCAAAUUCAGUAAAAACCCAACUAUCUUUUGAAAUAGUCUUCCGGUCUGACAAUGAUUUCAGUUCUAACAAGAAAAAGACAGAGCGAACAUUAUAGCGUUUCGCUCCUGCCAUUAGUUUUAAUUCGUAUAUGCAAUUCAGAGAUGUCUGCAUCCAACAGGCUUUUUACAGCCUGCAAAAGUUUCGACAAGAAAGAAGCCGCGUUGUUUCAGGUACUCGUCUCAUUUUUUCUCUCAGUACUGAACUGUUUUUUUUGCUCAAAAGCGUUUAAGCGGCACUUUCAUCAUAUGACUAAAGCUACAAGAAUGAGAAACGUUCAGAUACGAAACUAAUAGAAAACCAACUUUAUGACCAAAAUUAUAACAAAAGAAUUCUGUUGAAGGACAAAGAACCAAGUAGCAAUGUGUCAGUCUGUUUUUUAACAAGAUAUUUAGUGCAUGUUUCCCUGCUCUGUUGUAGUUUUGCUAGCAUUAUUUUCAAACUCCGGUUUCAGGUCCAUGUCGUGAAUUGGCGUUCCCAAGUUUCCUUUUCUUUGCUAACAAGCGCUUGCUGAACCACAGAAUAAGAGUUUUACAAGUUCAAGACCUAGACGAGUGCGAGUUACGAUGUUACCAC